GCGAUGGAAUCAAUGUGGUUUCCCUGACUGGCGAAGGUCGAGAAAGUGACGAAUCAUCAUUCACACCUUUGAAAGAUCUGAAUCUUCCGUAUUCUCUGUUCUCUCUAAUAGACAUAUGUGAUACAUCCAAAGAAAUCAUAGUUGAAGAGCGUGUUCUCUUAUAUUAUAAAUACGACAACUCUCCAGUGAAUUGCGUAAAAAUCUUUAGAAGUGCCUAUGGAAUCAAACCCUUUGGAUUUAGGUUGCUCCAAUUUAAUCUAUUCAAUCGAACCACUGCUCAAGAAUAUGGACAACCUGAUGAAAUUACUUUGUACGAUGGUGAUGUUUAUAAUGUGUCAGCACCUAUAUUAGGAAAAAUCCAAGCAAAUGCUAAAGGUGCAGAGAGAAAGUUUUAUAAAAGCACAUGGCAAGGAUUGAGUGUCAGGUUGUUUGCGAGCGGAGCCAGUGGGACAUAUGGUUUUAUAGCAGAAAUUAUUACUUUGCCGAUUUCAGCAAUUGGAUUUAAUCGCGAUGCACAGCACAACCUGACGUAUUCCACACUAUCAAACUGUUUGACUGGUGCGUUGUCUUACUCGACCGUCGGCGAGGUGUCGCCCACGCUUAGCCUGGAAAACCAAAUCCUGGACAACUGCGUUCAACUUUAUGGAAACUUCUCAACCUGCAAGGCGGCUAUGAAGAUCGAUGUCCAAAAUAUGCAGAACAUGUAUUUCAGGAAUAACUUAGUACGUGGAAAUCAAGGAGGUCUAUGGUUGCGGGCGGACUCCCGCGGUUCCGCCACUUCUCUACGCGGUUGGCUUCAUAACAAUCUAUUCACGGAGAAUUAUAAUCUGCCAGCUCUGUACAUUGAAGGUCGCCAAUCAUCACCAUAUCAAGAAGUCACUAUAUAUAAAAACUAUUUUUCAAGGAAUGUCUUGCAAUACCAUGAUGUUAUAGUUUUGAAGCAAGUUGUUUCAAAUUUCUCUUACAACUACGUUAAUAGCAACACUGGAGCAAGAAUAAUGGAAAUUUCAGGAUUUGAAAAAGUUCGCCUACCAAUUUAUCAGACUACAAUGCACAAUGGUUUUUAUAAUAACUACGCCGUAGACCCGCUGGGAAGAGCUACGAUCGUAGCAGGCACUGCCGGGCAGCAGUAUGUGGAUAACAUCUUUUUCAACCCGGACAAUGAUUAUGAAAUGAUUACCGUCAAUAGAUCUAUUACUCAAGAAUUAUGGAAGACCAAGAUCGACGCCGCCCAUAAUUACUGGGGCUACAAUAUAACUCUAGCCGUUGGGGCCCGUAUUCGGGACAGAGCUGAUGAUCCGGCACUGGUGGAAGUUCAGUAUCUUCCUACGCACGACAACAAUCAAACUGUUCUGGACGGAAAAUGUCCACCAGGAUGGGGAGCAGUACUGGAUACUUGCUAUUCGUAUAUUGGAGCUCCGAUGGGCUUUAGGGAAGCCAAAGAGUUUUGUAUGAAUGACAAUGCUUCGAUGCCAUACAUGAGGUCUGAUACUUCGCCUGUCCUCGCAUUUCUGGAACAGCAGAGAGGAGUGGCCAACGACUACUCCGUGUCGGCAGCGUACGACCAGCGCGUGUGGGUCCAGGACCUGGACCGAAUCGAUCAAUGCACGGCCUUAGAGUACAGGGGCAUUGUUUUAGAUGACUGCCAGAGCAGACAUGGAUUUAUAUGUGAAAUAGAUCCAAUUGUCAGCAUAGAUCCACUUUUAUGGACAACGGACAUUGUUGCCAUCGGAGUGAUAAGCUCAAUGGCUAUUGCUGUUUUAGUAUUGGCUUUGGCUAUUGCUUGCUGGUAUCAUAAAUCAAGACAUCGUCAUGCACAACGUUUGCAGAGAAGAAACAGUAUCAGACAAUCCUUGAGGUCUCUGAAUAGCCUGGAUCCCGGUUCUAUGAGGAGAAAAAACUUGUCUGGAUCUCGGUCCACUGACACGUUAACAGUGAAAUCAGCAUCGGAUUGUAAAAGAAUGUUGUCCUCCGGAUCUAUAGAUUCCAUAGAAAAAAGCGUAUUCACAGGAUCCAGCUUAGACGACGAUAGGAGCUUUGAUGUUUAUGAAUCGCACAAUCCUAGGACUGGCUACAAUGG
Messenger RNA from Ctenocephalides felis (cat flea), 2080 nucleotides. RefSeq names its product protein bark beetle-like. Lineage: Eukaryota; Metazoa; Arthropoda; Insecta; Siphonaptera; Pulicidae. The record is from RefSeq and is a predicted model, not a curated record.